AUGAUUUGCCUUUGGGGCACGACAAGGCCAACUUACACACCAAGUAUGGCACCUCCUCAAUCGCAACCCUUUGGUAAUCUCCUGAACCCCCAGCCGGGUGGGUUCCAGGCGCCCGGAGAUCAUCAAACGCCGGCCAUGUCGACGAACCUACGCGGCCUGAACAACCACGCGGAUUUGGUCACACCUCAGAAUGGGCCUCGCACUGGUACCCCACGCAGUUUGAUCCGCAGUGCCAGUCGGGAAACCCUGGCCUCCGUUGGCACUCGACCUCGCCCAAAGGUCAAAGCUAAGACCACUUUGGCUGCCAAACCAUCCGCUGAACACGUCAGCUCACCUCGUGGCCCGUCGAAGAAGCGGCAACGUUCUCAAUCACCUACUCAAGCACCGGCCGGGGGAUCAGCAUCCACCUCUCAGCAGAGCUCAAUUCCCCAUGACUCGCGUCCCGAAAGCCAGUUUAUCUCUGGGGUCCCUGCCCAGCUCAGCCGAGACCUGACUCGCCAGGAAGCUGAAUACCUGGCGGAAUUGACGGAAUCUUUCGAUGACAAGCAUCGGCAGUAUGCGCGUGAUCUGUCUGAGAUCGUGGGUGAAAACCAUCGACAUUUGGCGCGAUCAGCUGAUUCUGCCAGGGCGCAGUACUACAUAACCCAAACUGCUGAUAAGGUGGACUCCCUGGCCAUACGAACGGGCGCCUUGGCGGUACGCCACAGUGAGGCUCCUCCUGCGGUUCCUGCUCGCAAGGCAUCAAACGGCGAACCUCCUAAAAGGAAGAAAUGGGUAAUUUCGAAGGAACUUAGAGCCCUGGUCACCGCCCUGUCAGUUGAAUUGUUACCAGAGUCCAAUCUGCAGGCCUACACCGCGAUUGAGGACGGUGCAAAGAACUACCUUCCGAGGUCGCUUUUCAAUACCAUCAGGGCGAGUGAUGCAAUCAUCACAUUGGCUCCUCACAGCCUGCGGGUAGCGAAGCAAGAUGCCGCCUGGUUAGCUCAACACCUUCCAGGUAAAAUCCGCGGGGUGAACAACGCCGAGGGUAUACGAAAUUACUGUACGGCAAUCAAGGAAGCCUGUAAGCACUCACGCAAGAAGUUGCACCUGUUGGUGAGUCGUCCUGCAUACGUAUUGUCAUUUGAUAUAGAGGCUGAGCUCUUAACAAACAUUCAAAGUCAGAAGAGCGGAACCGUCAAGGUCGUGGCGGUUCCUAGUUUACAGGCUUUGUGGUAUCGAGUGGUAAUCAAAUGCGGCAUCAUUGAAGAAUCAGUGGAUGCGAAGACUGCAUGGGCAGCGGCGGACGGACCAGCACGAAGCCAACUCGCAUAUCUUCGAAGGGAGGCUGCCCGCCUGCGUAAGACUCCUUCAAACACUAACAUUUGGUGUGAAGUGGACCGUCAGCUGGACCACCUGCGCAAAAUGGAUCAAGAACAUCCUGACUUUUUGUCAUUGUAA
Melampsora larici-populina 98AG31 is the source of this 1440-nucleotide messenger RNA. RefSeq lists its product as uncharacterized. Lineage: Eukaryota; Fungi; Basidiomycota; Pucciniomycetes; Pucciniales; Melampsoraceae. The record is from RefSeq and is a predicted model, not a curated record. Bases 1 to 1440 code for a protein of 479 amino acids. The transcript has 8 exons.